This is a messenger RNA of Cucumis melo (muskmelon), 2538 nucleotides long. Its product is annotated as G-type lectin S-receptor-like serine/threonine-protein kinase At4g27290. Bases 47 to 2443 code for a protein of 798 amino acids. Gene Ontology annotation, molecular function: ATP binding; protein serine/threonine kinase activity. Gene Ontology annotation, biological process: protein phosphorylation; recognition of pollen. The record is from RefSeq and is a predicted model, not a curated record. The transcript has 7 exons. NCBI's taxonomy places the organism in Eukaryota, Viridiplantae, Streptophyta, Magnoliopsida, Cucurbitales, Cucurbitaceae.
UUCCCAAGACAAGACUCCAACAAUAAUUUAGCCCCUUUAUGCAAAUAUGACAUCCAAUCAUUUCUUUUUCCUCUGUUUGAUACCUUUGUUUUUCGGACACUCAAUCGCUGUCGACGUCUUAAAAGCAGAUCAGUCCAUUAACCACACCCAAGCAAUUGUUUCAGCCGCCGAAAAGUUUGAAUUGGGAUUCUUCACUCAACCCAAGUCCUCAAAUUUCAUGUAUUUAGGAAUAUGGUACAAAGGCCUUCCCGACUAUGUAGUUUGGGUCGCUAAUAGAGACAACCCAGUUCUAAACUCCUCCGCCACUCUAAAAUUCAAUACACAUGGAAACUUAAUUCUCGUCAAUCAAACAGGUCAAGUUUUUUGGUCUUCCAAUUCGACAAGAACAGUUCUAUAUCCAAUCGCUCAACUCCUAGAUACAGGUAAUUUCUUAUUGAGAGAAUCAAAUUCAGGACCUGAAAAUUAUGUGUGGCAGAGUUUUGAUUAUCCCUUUGAUACUCUGUUGCCGGGAAUGAAACUCGGGUGGGACUCCAAAACAGGGCUUAACCGAAAGUUAACAUCAAGAAGAAGUCAAACCGAUCCGUCCUCUGGAGAUCUCAGUUAUGGAGUCAACACAGAUGGGCUUCCACAGCUUGUGGUUUGGAAAGGAAACCAGACGAUGUUUAGAGGCGGGCCAUGGUAUGGCGAUGGCUUUAGCCGAGUUCGAUCCAAGAGAGCGAAUUACAUCUAUAAUGCUUCAUUUGAGAUAUCAUACUCAAUUAAUGAUUCAAACAAUGGCCCUUCAAGAGCUGUGUUGGAUUCAAUUGGAUCGGUUAUAUACUAUGUGUGGACCGGAGGCGACAAAAAAUGGGAGAUAGCUUACACGUUUGAAGGAUCUGGGUGCAAUGACUACGAAUUAUGUGGAAAUUUUGGUCUUUGUAGCUCUGUCUUAGUAGCAAGUUGUGGGUGUUUAGAUGGGUUCGAACAAAAAUCAGCUCAAAAUUUUUCAGAUGGGUGUGUGAGGAAGGAUGAAAAGAUUUGUAGAGAAGGAGAGGGGUUUAGAAAGAUAAGUGAUGUAAAAUGGCCUGAUUCCACAAAGAAAUCAGUGAGAUUAAAAGUGGGUAUUCAAAAUUGUGAGACAGAGUGCUUGAAAGAUUGUUUUUGCUUGGCCUACGGAAAACUUGAAAUUCCUGAUAUUGGACCUGCCUGUGUCACAUGGUUUGACAAAUUAAUUGAUGUCAGAUUUGUUCGUGAUGUUGGAACUGGAGAUGAUCUGUUUGUGAGAGUGGCUGCUUCAGAAUUAGAACGGAGUGAAAGAAAGAGUAUAAUAGUUCUAGUGGUUGUGCCAAUCAUAUCAGUGUUAAUCUUCUUGGCUUCAAUCAGCUUUUAUAUCGUUAGGAAUGUAAGAAGAAGAGCAAAAGCAGCAGACAAUGGAGUUACAAUCACUGAGGAGCUCAUUCAUGAGAAUGAACUUGAGAUGCCAAUUGCAGUAAUUGAAGCUGCAACAAACAAUUUCUCUAUUUCUAAUAAGAUAGGCGAAGGUGGUUUUGGACCGGUUUAUAAGGGGAGGCUCUCAUCUGGACAAGAAAUUGCAGUAAAGAAGCUAGCAGAAAGAUCACGUCAAGGAAUGGAGGAGUUUAAAAAUGAGGUUCAUUUCAUUUCCCAACUUCAACAUCGAAACCUCGUCAAACUUCUUGGUUUCUGCAUCCAUGAGGAAGAAAUAUUACUUAUUUAUGAAUACAUGCCAAACAAAAGUUUAGACUACUUCCUCUUUGAGGACCGAAGACGUUCUUUACUCGAUUGGCAAAUGAGAAUUGAUAUCAUAAUUGGCAUAGCUCGAGGGCUUCUUUAUCUUCAUCGAGAUUCAAGACUUCGGAUAAUUCAUAGAGAUCUUAAAGCUGCAAAUAUUUUAUUAGAUAGUGAAAUGAAGCCAAAGAUCUCAGACUUUGGCAUUGCACGCAUGUUUGGUGAAUAUCAAAUGGAAACAAAAACAGACAGAGUUGUUGGAACCUAUGGUUAUAUGUCUCCAGAAUAUAUAAUGGAAGGUUGUUUUUCAUUCAAAUCAGAUGUUUACAGCUUUGGAGUCAUUCUUUUAGAGAUAGUUAGCGGCAAGAGGAACCACGGGUUUUUUCACUCAGAACAUCAACUGAAUCUUCUCGGACACGCAUGGAAGCUUUGGAAUGAAGGAAAAACUUUAAAACUAAUAGAUGGAGUGUUGGGUGAUCAAUUCCAAGAACUCGAAGCACUGAAGUACAUAAACGUUGGACUUUUAUGUGUUCAAGCACGUCCAAAAGAAAGACCAAUUAUGUCAUACGUGCUUUCGAUGUUAGAAAAUGAUAACAUGCCGUUGAUCCAUCCAAAGGAGCCCGGGUUCUAUGGAGAAAGAUUUGUAUUAUCUGACAUUAAUUCAUUGUUUUCUACUUCAAAUAAUGUUACUAUUACAUUGUUAGAUGAUGGUCGCUAAUACUAACAACACCGCAAUUAUGUAACUACAUGAGAUUCAUCAAUUUUAGUAAAAGAAAAAAAAAACAAGAAAAUAUGUGUGGGAGAUUAAUCCAA